AUGGCGGGGCUGCAGCGAUCGAGCGAGACGUUCCGGCGGUCGGGUUCGUCGGGGAUGGUGUGGGAGGACAAGAACAUGUCGGCGUCGGGCAAGGAGACCAUGGCUCCCGCCGCGCGGACGCAGCGGAGCGGCUCCGGCGGGCACGGCGGCGGGUACAAGGCCGGCAACGUCCAGCCCGCGCUCGACCCGCCCUCCCCGCGCGUCGCCGCCUGCGGCUUCUGCGGCAUCUUCAGCAAGGACAGCAAGGAGGCGCCCCAGCCCCGGCACCGCGCCGGCGGCAAGGGGAAGCGCCGGUGA
Lolium rigidum is the source of this 297-nucleotide messenger RNA. RefSeq lists its product as uncharacterized. Bases 1 to 297 code for a protein of 98 amino acids. Lineage: Eukaryota; Viridiplantae; Streptophyta; Magnoliopsida; Poales; Poaceae. The transcript has a single exon. The record is from RefSeq and is a predicted model, not a curated record.